This is a messenger RNA of Lytechinus variegatus (green sea urchin), 2678 nucleotides long. RefSeq names its product cytosolic beta-glucosidase-like. The record is from RefSeq and is a predicted model, not a curated record. Lineage: Eukaryota; Metazoa; Echinodermata; Echinoidea; Temnopleuroida; Toxopneustidae. Gene Ontology annotation, molecular function: hydrolase activity, hydrolyzing O-glycosyl compounds. The transcript is spliced from 9 exons. Gene Ontology annotation, biological process: carbohydrate metabolic process. Bases 299 to 1876 code for a protein of 525 amino acids.
GCCAUGAGUUCAUGCAUAUACAUUCGUGCACCUCCCGAUCGAUUGAGCGGAAACCCGACUCCAUCCUGACUCUAUAACUCUGUGACGAAGUGUCUGAGAUCGGAGACUAACAUCUCUACUCACUUUCACCAGUUCACUCUCUUGGAUAAGAAGCAGUAACUACACAUGCUAGACAUCGGCUCCACACCAUCAACGAUCACGGUCAAAUUCGGGUUUCUGUAAGGCGAACUGCGAAACAGCGAACUCGCUAACAAACUUCAAACAACGCAUAAAUUGGUAAGAUCCAAACUUAAUAUCUAUGGCUUCUAUCCUCCGCCUCUUCCACGUCUUCGUCAUACUCCAAGUCAUAACUCCAACUGCCUGGUCAACGACGUCGUCCAGCCACCAGUUCAUAUAUCCCGAUGUCUUCAAUGAUCCUCAACGUGAUUCCCUGAUCGAGGAAACAUUUCCUGAAGGAUUCAUCUGGGGUGUUGGAUCAUCUGCCUACCAGAUCGAAGGGGCGUGGGACGAAGAUGGAAAAGGUCCGUCAAUUUGGGACACGUUUAGCCACACACCUGGUAAGAUCCGAAACGACGAAAAUGGCGACGUGGCCUGUGAUAGCUACCACCGAUAUGCAGAAGAUAUCAAUCUGAUCUCAGGCCUAGGAGUCACCCAUUACCGGUUCUCAAUCUCCUGGUCCAGGAUCUUUCCCAAUGGUUUUGUCGAUGAGGUGAAUCCCGCAGGGCUACAGUACUACCACCGUGUAAUCGAUGCGCUCCUUGCUGCCAACAUCCAGCCUGCAGUGACCCUCUAUCACUUCGACCUUCCCCAGAGGUUGCAAGAUCUUGGUGGAUGGCAGAAUGAGAUGAUGGUGGUCUAUUUCAACGACUACGCUGACUUCUGUUUCAAGGAGUUCGGUUCAAAGGUUAAGAUGUGGUUCACCAUCAACCAAGCACUCUGCGAGUCCGAACUAGGCUACGAGAUGGGCAUCUUUCCUCCAGGAAACACACACCCAGGAUACGGCGUGUACCGGAUUAUCCACACCAUGCUCAAGGCCCACGCGCGGGCGUGGCAUUCCUACGAUCGCAAAUACCGCAAGGAGCAAGGAGGCGUGAUAUCGAUUAACAUCGAGGGUGUGUGGUUCGAGCCGUUGACGGAGGCACGAGCCGAUGCCGAUGCUGCAGAAAGAGCAAGGCAGCUGAGGAUCGGUCUCGUAGCGAAUCCAAUAUUCGGCAACGGGGACUACCCAGCUGUAAUCAAGGACUAUGUAGGUAAUCGAAGUCUAGCACAGGGCCUCACUGCAUCAAGACUCCCCAGCUUCACAGAAGAAGAGAAGAGAUUGCUGGAAGGUACUGCUGACUUCUACGCUCUAAAUCAUUAUACUUCGAUGUAUGUAAAGCACAAAAACCAGUCAGAGAUAAAGAUACCAUCAAUAGAUGAUGACAUUGGAGUGGAGUUAUCUCAGGAUGCCGCGUGGCCGCAAGCAUCGCUAUCAUGGCUAAAGAUUGUUCCAUGGGGCAUGAGACGUGUUUUAGCGUGGAUCAAGGAAACAUACGGCGACGUGCCGAUAUACAUCACAGAGAACGGUGUCUCGGAAUCGAGCAGUCCUAGGAACUCGAACGAUGACGUCAGAUCGAAGUAUCUUCGCGCUUACCUGAACGAGGCCCUCAAAGCUCAUCACCUAGACGGUGUCAAUCUACGUGGGUACUUUGCGUGGUCCUUGAUAGAUAACUUUGAAUGGUUUGAAGGAUACGAUGCCCGCUUCGGCUUGCACCACGUAGACUUUACUGAUCCUCAGCGACCAAGGACGGCAAAGACAUCUGCAAAGACAUACGCAGCGAUUGUGAACGACAAUGGCUUUAAGUCGAAGGAGACCGGUGCCAAGGAUGAGUUGUGACCUAGAGAAAAUUUGACUUUACCGAUCCUCAACGACCAAGGAAGUCAAAGACAUCUACCAAGACCUACGCAACAAUUGUGAAGAACAAUGGCUUCAAGCUGAAAGAGACCGAUUCCAAGGAUGAUUAAUGAACAAGGGACAACUUUGGCCACUUUUGCCACCAAAGCAUUAAGAUUUAAUAAGACGUACUAUACAUAUUCGUGAUUGCAGCUUUCAUUUAUUAAUUGCAUAUGUGUGUGAUAUUGCUAAAUGACACAUGUUACACUUUGUUUGCAUUUUAUUAACGUGAGUUUUGUAGGCAUUGUUAUGAGUGUUUUACUUUCUACGUUAAACCCCCAUUCCACAGAGAGCAUGGCCUCUGAAAUGGUCUUUUGGUGGUCUUUCAAUGAACUUUCAUAGUUCAUAUUAGUCUUUUCAUGAUCGUUUGACAGUCUCUCGAAAUUUUUGCGGAGAUUACUGUAACACUCAUGAUAUAUCAUUGAAAGAUUAUUGAAAGACCAGGAAAGGUCCAUGGAAAGAAUUUAGAAAGAUCACUUGUUGCAUAAAAGAUCUCUAAAAUACCAUUUAAAGAUCUCUACAGGAUUAAUCUAAACCCAGUAAGACAGGACGUAUCAACAGUCUUUCAGAGUUCUUUGAGGGGUUUUUCUGAGCCAUUCCACGGAGAUUUUAGUGGUCUUGGAGACUGCUGUAAGACCUUGCCAAUUUUGGUGUUUCAGGAGUCUUUCAAAGCCCCCCCCCCUCCCCUGUGGAAUGGGGGCCUUAUCAAUUGUACUGCCUAUGUGUCAUUGAAUGGAAAUGAAAU